GGGUGUGGGUGGCUCAAGAGGCUAUCACAGCGUAGGGGCAUGUAUCGAGAGGAGGGAGGGAGAGAGAGAAAAAGUUAUGCUGCUGUAGACAUGGACCUACGCUCAGAGCUCCUCAAGUCUAUUUGGUAUGGUUUCACUGCUCUGGAUCUUGAGAAGAGUGGGAAAGUGUCCAAGUCUCAACUCAAGGUUCUGUCCCAUAACCUGUGUACGGUUCUGUCCAUCCCCCAUGACCCAGUGGCUCUGGAAGAACACUUCAGGGAUGAUGAUGAUGGACCGGUCUCCAGCCAGGGGUACAUGCCUUACCUCAACAAAUACAUACUGGACAAGGUAGAAGAGGGCUGUUUUGUCAAGGAACAAGUAGAUGAGCUUUGCUGGACUCUCACUGCUAAGAAGAACUACAAGCCGGGGAAGGACAAUAAGAACGUGUUGCCAGGGAAGGAUGCCUUUAGUCUCUGGUGCCUGUUUAACUUUCUGUCAGAGGACAAAUACCCUCUGAUUAUGGUCCCAGAUGAGGUGGAAUACCUGCUCAAGAAGAUGUGUAUGGCCAUGAGUGUUGAGCUCAACUGUGUGGAGCUGGAGGACUUCAUUUCCAAGGAUACAGUGCAGCAGAAUGGUUUCACUGUCUGGUCCUUCCUGGACAUGAUGAACUCUGGGAAGGUAACUAGAGGCGUGGACCAGGAAAUCACCAGCAUGGCCAUAGAGGAGGUGUACAGGGAGAUAGUCGGUGAUGUCCUCAAAGAGGGGUAUCUUUGGAAGAAGGGUCAGCUGAGGAGGAAUUGGAAGGAGCGCUGGUUCACUCUGAGGCCCGGUACCCUGGCCUACUACACCAGCGAGGACCGCAAGGAUCGCCAGGGAAACAUCCCUCUUGACGGGGACUGCUGUGUGGAGGUUCUGCCAGACAGAGAUGGGAAGAGGUGUAUGUUUUGUCUGAAAACUCUCUCCAAGACCUAUGAGAUGAGUGCCUCAGACACCAAGCAGAGACAGGAAUGGACAGCAGCCAUUCAGACAGCCAUCCGUCUACACACUGAAGGGAAGACCUCUCUCCACAAGGACCUGAAGCUGAAGAGGAGGGAGCAGAGGGAGCAACGGGAGAGGAGGCGGCUGGCCAAAGAGGAGGAGUUGCAACGUUUUCGGGCACUCCAGGAGGAGAAGGAGCGUAAGCUGGCCGAGCUGGAGCUCCUGAAGGAGGCACAGAGGCAGGCCCAGGCUCUCCUGGAACAGGACGAGAUGAGGAGGCGUCAGCAGCAUGAUGAGAUGCAGCGGGCCCUGGAGGUGCAGCUCCGUGAGGCAGAGGAGUCGCGGGCCAGCAUGCAAGCAGAGAUGAUUCUAAAGGAGGAGGAGGCGGAGCGGCAGAGGAAGAGGAUCAAGGAGCUGGAGGGGUUGCAGACGAGUCUGGAGGAGGCCUUGCACCAGGAGAUCAAGGCCAGACAGGACGAAGAGGUCUUUAGAUACGCACAGACUGGUUUGCUGUCUGAGGAGGAAGAGAAGAUGAAGGCCCUGAUGGCCCUCCAGGACGAGCAGGAGGAGUACAUCCGGAAGACCCAGAGAGAGAAGCAGGAGCUGAGGCAAGAGAUGGAGAACAAGACCCGGGCUCUGGAGGAGGCUCAGCGGCAGCUGGAGGAGGUCAGGGCCAACCGACACCGGGUCGACCAGGACGUUGUGGCUGCCCAAAGGAAGCUUCGUCAAGCCAGCACCAACGUCAAACACUGGAAUGUUCAGAUGAACCGGCUGAUGAGUCCAGUUGGACCAGGAGAGAAGAGAUCUUCUGGAGGCUCGUUCUCCCGUUUCCAGAUCCCGUCUCAGCGAGACCCCGGCCUGCGUCUGAGACAGCGGUCAGAGGAGCAGGAUGACGAGAGCAAGGAGAACGUGGACAGCAGUGGUGCAGGGUUAGGCUGUGAAGGAGAGAGACGUCUCUCACAGACCUCUAACGGAGGCAUGGACAUCCCCUGAGAGGAUAUGGUUCUUCUCCUCUAGAAGGGAAAACUGUGUUACCAACUGUGUUUCGUUUGUGGUUUUUGUAAUGGAAAAGGUGGAGAGACUGAGCGAGUAUGAAUUCAUCUUUUAGGUGGUGUCAAUGUGAACGUUCUGUCUAGUUGACGGAAAAGCAUGGAUGGGAUAAAGGAAUCGUCAAGAUACAUGAUGUUAAUCUUUUGAAUAUUCUUCUCCCACCAAGUUGGUAGUAAACAAUUAGAUGCAUCAUUGGUAGUAAAUGUAUUAUGUCAAUAGUAUUCCAUCACAGCAUCUCACGGUAUGUUGAUAGCAAGUCUCCAUGUUUUAAUGAAGAACAGAAUAACCACAAGGGUUUGUUUUGUUGUUGAGAAUUUCUUCUGAAAGAUCACAAGAUGAAGAUUUCUUUCAUCUCACAAAAUGAAUUCUGUAAAUAUAUUUACUAAAUGAG
Oncorhynchus tshawytscha (Chinook salmon) is the source of this 2398-nucleotide messenger RNA. Its product is annotated as differentially expressed in FDCP 6 homolog. Lineage: Eukaryota; Metazoa; Chordata; Actinopteri; Salmoniformes; Salmonidae. The coding region runs from base 40 to 1950 and encodes 636 amino acids. The transcript has 10 exons. The record is from RefSeq and is a predicted model, not a curated record. Gene Ontology annotation, cellular component: nucleus; cytoplasm.